Erpetoichthys calabaricus (reedfish) is the source of this 1504-nucleotide messenger RNA. RefSeq lists its product as uncharacterized. Lineage: Eukaryota; Metazoa; Chordata; Cladistia; Polypteriformes; Polypteridae. The record is from RefSeq and is a predicted model, not a curated record. The coding region runs from base 173 to 1375 and encodes 400 amino acids. The transcript is spliced from 2 exons.
AAGUGAAGAACUUGGACUCGAAUAUUUGCCGGAACUCCGAAGAGAGAGUCGUCGAAUCUUCAGCUGUCCAAAGGAGUCUGCAAGCCAAAAACUUCAUCGUUGUAUCCGUCUCAAAGAUCUGCGUACCCUGCUGUUGUCCUUCUCAAGCACUGUUUGACUGAAUACUCACCCAAUGGAGCCCAUCAAGAAGGGAACAAGGGGGCCACAGUCCAAGUCGGCAUCCCCACAACAAGGAGCUGCAGUACCACCUGUCAAGCCCAACUCUCCACGUCAGUCCUCUUCACAGUGCAGCAAAGAGGCACCCAAAUAUGGCCCAAGGCCAACUUUGACAACCACCACCUCCAACAGGGCUGCAAGGACAGCAGAUAGAAGUGCAACCCCCGUCCAACCAGCCAGGACUCCAGCUAACAAUCUUCCUCUCAAGUCAGCUCCUCCACAACCCUUCAAAAAGGAGGUAGACAGUGCUAGGUACACAGCUCACCCAAGGGUGCAGAAAGCAAAGGGUGGGGCACGCGCUGUCAGUCCAGAACAUCAAAGUGACAAUAGGAAAACUUUAGCUGCUGCUACAGCUAAAGAUGGCACACUUCCCACAGGGAUGGAGGCCACACUCAUUCCCCACCCGCUGCAUCCCUCCAUGCCUGCCUCCCACACCUCCAGAAAGCUGGACAAGGAGAAGCUGUCAGUCAUUGAGAGAGACACCAGGGGACAGCGUAAUAAUCCAAAGUGGUUUGAGUGGCGUCAGAACCGCAUCACUGCAUCAAAUGCCCACAAAAUUGCAAACAGCCGGUUUGUGAAUGGCAUCAGCAAAGAGGUGCCGCAGUCUUACCUGCGCGCAGUGGUGAGCUCAGGAUCCAAUGUUAAGACACCAGCCAUGACUUGGGGCAUCAACAAUGAGUCUGUAGCAGUCAACCACUACCAGAAGCUGAAGUCUAAGCAACUGGGCAAGGAUGUGGUGGUUGAGGACUGUGGGCUGUUCAUUCACCCAGAGCACAACUGGCUGGCUGCAAGUCCAGAUGGAAUUGUCCGCGAUUCCCAAAGCAAGCAAAUUCUCAACUGCCUUGAGGUCAAGUGUCCAUUCAAACAUCGCAACAACACCAUCAGCAAGGCCUGCACAGACAAGACCUUCUGCCUGGAACAGGUAGGCAGCUCAUCUUACAGCCUGAAAAAAAAACAUGACUACUACACACAGGUGCAGUGCCAGCUAGCAGUCACAGGGCUGACCAAGGCAGACUUCAUUGUCUACACCAGUAAGGACAUGGCUGUGGUUCCUGUGGAAUAUGACCCUGUUUUCUGGAAGCAGACAGCUACAAAGCUGGAGAUGUUCUACACCCAAGCAGUACUGCCCCACUUGGAGGCUCAAAGAAGGGAGGAGUGACAGUUUUAAAAGGCCACCUCCUCUGUGGAGACUGACCUUGCUUUGUUCACCAUGUAGAGCUAUUGUGUGCUGUGCAGAUAGAACUGUCCGUGAUUCUCAAAGUGAGAAAUAUAAAAAUUUGUUUUUCCC